Closterium sp. Yama58-4 is the source of this 696-nucleotide messenger RNA. The record is from the annotation of a GenBank genome assembly. Lineage: Eukaryota; Viridiplantae; Streptophyta; Zygnematophyceae; Desmidiales; Closteriaceae.
AUGGCUCCUAUUCGGCUAACGAUAGCCGUCCAGCUGCUACUAUUGGUCGCCAUUUUCUCCUCGUUACCCGCCGAGCCCCGUGCCGUGACUCCCCGCCGCGAGCUUAAAAUUCUGCAAGACCUUGUCGGUCGGUACGAGCUCACUACAUCGGGCACCAAUGUGACCAGUCUUGUUCUCUCGUUGAACAUCUCAAAUCCUCUGCGCUCCAAGAAACCUGCGGAUUACGUAAUCAGCUUUCAGGCGACCCUCGAGAUGGCCGAUAACGCGCUGACAGUCACGGAUCCGCCGACAUUCUUCAUGGUGUUUUCCAACGGUCACCUUUACUACCUCAACCGAGGCACCACCUGGACGCUCAACCAGGAAUACGUUCAGAAGUGCACUCCUAACCCUGACUAUAUUGCACCCAACGACACAUCCGGAUCAACGGACACAUCUGGGUCGACUGACACAUCUGGGUCGACCGACACAUCUGGAUCGACCGACGGCACGGCGGUUCCGGCUGAGAUUUGCGUGGAUGUCCUGGUGAAAACCACGCAUAUCCUCGAGCCGUCGGUUUUCACGGGCCGCCGGAGCUACUUCAGCAAGAAAGACUACAUGCUUACGGAUUGGAACAUGCUGGGCUGCCCGGAUAUGUACUUCCGGUUUGGGAUUCCAGUGCGGGCGCGGGUCUCGGGGCUGCUUGGGAAGAUCGCCUAG